Molecule: messenger RNA, 528 nt
Organism: Apiotrichum porosum
Lineage: Eukaryota; Fungi; Basidiomycota; Tremellomycetes; Trichosporonales; Trichosporonaceae
Exons: 5
Coding region: 1-528 (175 amino acids)
Source: RefSeq, a predicted model, not a curated record
AUGGUUAUAGAGACGUCCAAGCUGAGUGUGUUACAUGGGCCCCUGCAGCCCAACACACGACCGGGGGACCGAUCCCAUCCGACGGGGUUCUAUCGCGACGGAUACUGCUGGGGCGAGGAGGAAGACUUUGGGCAGCACUAUGUUGCGGGCAUCAUGACCAAGGAGUUUCUCGAGUUUAGCAAGCGGCGAGGCAACGACCUCUCAAGUCGCCGCCCAGGAUUCCAAGGUCUCACCGAGGGCUGUCGCUGGUGUCUCUGCGUUGAGAGAUGGAAGGAGGCCAUGAUGGCUUCUGAACGUCUCGGGGAACGCGUUGUUCCCAGAGUCGACCUCGCUGCAACUGCUAUGGACACGCUUCGUUCAAUCAACCUUGAGGACCUCCGGCGCUUUGCAUGGCGCGGAAACGACGUUGAACAGCGCCGUGAGCGCGAGGAGCCUGCUCCAGAGUCACCGCCUGGCAGGUCUGGGGGACCGGGUCGUUCCGGCUUUGGAGGGGGAUCCAGUGGAUCCGGACCGCGGCGUGUGCUGUGA